GUAUCGCGUGAAUUAGUGAUUUUAGUUUUUUACAGUCUGCACUUCUGAAAUUAUUGACAUCAAUAUAACCUUAAAAAAGUAGCUAUCCAAAAAAGCAAUUAAUGCACGUGUAGGUGGUCUGUGAUGCACGUUAAUGAAGCUUGAAGCAAAGUGUACGUGUAUUUGGAUUUUGGAAUAUUUAUAGAGGUUAUUUGCGGAAGCUAACUGCCCAUAACAACAAAUCGAGCAAGUUUUGGUGGUAGGGGAAGGUUGUGCAAAACCGGGUAGUCUUGUCAAACCGGGUACCAGGGGUUUUAGCCUUCUCUUAUAUAUAUGGUUUUAGCUAUAAUGGUGGUGCUAUCUGUCGGCAUUCACCUGAACUAUCAUCUUUGCAACUACAGAAUGAUGUGGAGAAAAAGAAAUCGUACGUUUCCUUCUUUUUCCCGCCGCCUGCUAGAUCAAAACGAAAUCGCGCUUGCUGAUGUUAUUUUUUUCAGUUGUUCAAAGACUCGCCAUUGGUAUUGUGCAUGUGGAUUUUUUUUAGCAAUUAAUUAAUAUGAAUUAUAGUAUAAUUCAAUUUGAAGAUGGUGUGGAAGUAGUACCAGACAAAUGGUUGGUUGGAGAAAACAUGUGUUACUGGCCACCAAUGAAUUCUGAUAAAUUAACUCUACAUAAAUUGGUUUUGUCCAAAGCAAACGUUGAGAAAAAUUGGGUCCAAUACAAAAUUUUAAAAAUAUUUUGUCAUGCCGAUACUUACCAAAGAGCCGUCCAGAAAUUGAAGCUAGCCUUGGAAAUGUCUGAUAUAGAUACAUCUGAUGAAUCACUCAAAAAAACAAGGCAUUCACGACACCACAAGGUAGCUGAUGAAUUUGAUGAAUCUGAUGUAGAUCACUUCACUCCAAGCUUCAUUCCAAACGAAAGAAAAAAGGAAAAAAAACGACGCCCAUCUCCUUUAGAUUCGGAUGAAGAUGAUGUAGAAGCAUGUCCAGAAAUGUCAUCAAAACUCCCACCAUUCCCUUCUUCUGCAAAUUUUACCCUUGUGGAAAAUAGGAAAAACAAUACAGCUGAUGAUGAAAUAUUGCCAAUACGAAAUUCUGUUCCGCAACAAUGCAUGUCAAUGUCAAGGGCUAGUACUCCUUCUUCGGUUACAAAUACCCGUGUUUCUAUCAGAGGGACGGAUGAAAUAUUAAUGAAAUUAAACACACUUCUUUCCAUAACAAAAAUUAUAGAAAACAGGUUAACUCUAAUUGAGCGGAGUGUUUCUAAUCUACAAGGUGAGGGAAAUGCAAAAGCACCGUCUUCAAGUUGCAUGGAAGCAAAAGAAUUUAACAAAAUGUUUCCGUUAACAAGUGAAGUAGAUUUAUUGAAUUUUGAGGAAUUUUGAAAGACGAUACAUUUUUUAAUAAAAUGAUUGCAACAUUAUGUACAGUUGGGGGUACCGAUGUGCAGAGCAUAACUGUUAACAUAUUAAAAAAAAAUCUUAGUAAUUCCCUUGCAAAUUUAUUCUCAUUACAUGGUAAGAAGAAAAAGAAGAUUUUCAAAAGUUUAAAUACAUGUAAUUUAAUUGUGGAUACUGUACGUAAACAGAAAACUGGAACAACAGAGGUGGAAAUCCUAGCAAUAAUUGGAAGUUGGCUACCUCAAUCCAAUUUGCGUUUAUCACGCGAACAAAGGUAA
Messenger RNA from Photinus pyralis (common eastern firefly), 1656 nucleotides. RefSeq lists its product as uncharacterized. The transcript has 5 exons. Bases 536 to 1363 code for a protein of 275 amino acids. The record is from RefSeq and is a predicted model, not a curated record. NCBI's taxonomy places the organism in Eukaryota, Metazoa, Arthropoda, Insecta, Coleoptera, Lampyridae.